AUGUCUCCCACUUCUAUCGUUCGCUCUCGCUCUGUCCCUCACACCAUCCGCUCACCUCUAUCCAUCUCUCCUCGUCUUACCAAUGGCAACGACAGCUUGAAGGGGGACAGCGCUUACUCGAGCUACCAAUCUCAGGCCACGAGCCUUGAAGCAAGAUCCAGGUCUAAACACUCUAACAAUUUCAAGAAAGCAAGCUCUGCCGAGCCAGAGAUUAGCCCGACCAGAGACAAGUCGAACUCAGUCAAUAAGGAGCCUGCUAUCGAGGAGAUCGAGACCGACAAGGAGGAACAAUACCCUGAGGUAGUCCGAAAGGCGUUCGGGGAUCGCUACAACGAGCUUCCCUACGCCGCAGGCGAGUUCGUGGUCACCGGCUUCACUGAGACAGAGUGGAAGGCAUUGCAGGAGUGGCUUCAGACCCACGACGAGCUAAACCGGUACAGUUUUGAUUAUGAUCCAGAGAAGAACGAAUUAACAACGAUGUCGCCAACUCACCUACACAACCGUCUCGGUGCAUUGAAGAAGUUGAUGCUCCACGAGCGAUUCGUUGAAUACUUCCUUCCGCCGGUGUGGUUACGAAGGCUCCUCGGUAUUUCUGACGAUACCGCGGACUACGCGUCUGUGCGUGGAAAAGGAGGGAAGAAGAAGAUCGCCGACGCCGUCGAGGCAAUCAAAGUGGGCAGCGAACUGGUCAUCACUUCUCUGGACGAGACGGCGCAGUCUCAGCCUACGUACACCGAAUACGAAGGCGCUACGGAAGGCGUACUCAAUAAGAUCUUGGAGAUGGCGGACCGGUUCGUAGCCUAUCGAGAUGAGGAGGUCGACGAUGACGAUGAAGACUCACUGAACCUCAUCGCCCUCAACUGCUUCAGGAUCCAGGAGCUGCAGAAGACCGGUAGCGAGAAGGCGAAGUGGUCAUCGCCAGGGAUCGGUUAUCAUCGACUCAAAGACCUGAAAUUCGAUGCCGACGCCUACAACAAGAUGCUGAAGACGUACCCGGAGUUGAUACACAAAGCGGGUCCAUUCGUCGCGAAGGGCAAAGUCUUCUUCGGCGCUGUUCGCGUCUAUUGGUUUCACAUCCCCCUCGACCAACUGGAAAUCUUUAGGGAGGGCGUGAAGGCGAAGUGGCCGAUGGAGGAGUGGGUCGCUAGGGGCCUUGCAAUCCCUCUCCUCGAUUCGUAUAAUGAGGCGCAGCAGCUGCAGGUCGAGGCGUUCAUGGGCAAGGUCGUGCAAGCCUACAAGGAGAAACUAGCCUUGUUGGCGGGCCAACUGAUGCUCGAUGAGAAUGAGCAGACCAUCGACACGGCGCUGAUGGACCUCCCCCCAGAGGAACAUGAAAAGCGGCUCGGACAACUUCGCAUAUACCUGCUGCGCCUCCUCAAUCCGCCCGAGGAAACUCUGAACUUUGACGACUGCAUUCCUCGUCUUGUUCGCGAGAUCCGGUUGGGCGCAUACGGCACUGCAAGUGAACGCCUCUGCGACAACUCGAGGAUCACCGGUCAAGACGCGACCGUUUCGCAGGGCAGCAAACCCGGGAAGCGGGGGCGCAAUUCGAAGGGGGAAGACAUCAUGGCUCGCCUAGAUCGUCUGGAGAACAAUUAUCUCAAACGCAAGCGUGGGGAGGGUGUCGGUGACAGCAGCGAAGACGACUCGGAGGGCACCAACGAUCGUGCUCGCGAUGGACCGAGUACCUCCCGCGGAUACGACCGACGCGUACGGAUACGACCACCCGUCGCACACCAAUACGGCGAGCGCAUGCCGGGCUUGACCAGCCCCAGCAACCACGCACCGAUACUACGACCGACGGGUACGGGCAUGCACCGGUGCGUACGGAUACGACCGACGGGCACAGAUACGACCAUCCGUCGCACACCAAUACGGCGAGCGCAUGCCGGGCUUGACCAGCCCCAGCAAGCACGCACCGGUGCGUACGGAUACAGCCGAUGCGUACGGGUACGACCAUCCGUCGCACACCAAUACGACGAGCGCAUGCCCGGCUUGACCAGCCCCAGCAAGCACGCACCGAUACGACCGACGGGUACGGGUACGACCAUCCGUCGCACACCAAUACGACGAGCGCAUGCAGGGCUUGACCAGCCCCAGCAACCACGCACCGGUGCGUACGGAUACGGCGGAUGCGUGCGGGUACGGCCGAUGCGGACAGAUACGACCGACGGGUACGGAUACCACCAUCCGUCGCACACCAAUACGAUGCCGGGCUUGACCAGCCCCAGCAACCACGCACCGAUACGACCGACGGGUACGGAUACCACCAUCCGUCGCACACCAAUACGGCGAGCGCAUGUCCGGGUUGACCAGCCCCAGCAAGCACGCACCGAUACGACCAUCCGUCGCACACCAAUACGGCGAGCGCAUGCCGGGCUUGACCAGCCCCAGCAACCACGCACCGGUGCAUACGACCGACGGGUACGGAUACCACCAUCCGUCGCACACCAAUACGGCGAGCGCAUGCAGGGCUUGACCAGCCCCAGCAAGCACGCACCGAUACGACCGACGGGUACGGGUACGACCAUCCGUCGCACACCAAUACGACGAGCACAUGCCCGGCUUGACCAGCCCCAGCAAGCACGCACCGGUGCGUACGGAUACGGCCGAUGCGUGCGGGUACGGCCGAUGCGGACAGAUACGACCGACGGGUACGGAUACCACCAUCCGUCGCACACCAAUACGAUGCCGGGCUUGACCAGCCCCAGCAACCACGCACCGAUACGACCGACGGGUACGGAUACCACCAUCCGUCGCACACCAAUACGGCGAGCGCAUGCAGGGCUUGACCAGCCCCAGCAAGCACGCACCGGUGCAUACGACCGACGGGUACGGAUACCACCAUCCGUCGCACACCAAUACGAUGCCGGGCUUGACCAGCCCCAGCAACCACGCACCGAUACGACCGACGGGUACGGGUACCACCAUCCGUCGCACACCAAUACGAUGCCGGGCUUGACCAGCCCCAGCAACCACGCACCGCAAUACGGUGAACGCAUGUCCGGCUUGACCAGCCCCAACAAGCAGGACCACUCGGUCGACCAGGUCGACCAACACCAGGCCGCAGGCGGCUCCAUGAAAAAUAGUAAAUUCACGAAGGGCAAGGCGAAAGAAGUGGCCGCCAAGAAGAAGGGUCAGGAAAGGGAGAAGGAGAAGGAGAAGGAGCGACGCACUACUCAGGUCCGGAAGAGGGCGUCGAAGAUAAUGGCCGAAGAAGAAUUAUUGAGUGAUGAAGAGCAACCGAAAACAAAAAAGAAGAAGCGUGCUGUGGUGGAGGACGAGGCGGAAGCCGAUGAGCAGGAUAAGGCAGUCGAAGACACGCCAGAAGAUGUCGAGAUGGAGGAUGACACUACUAGUAAGCAGCCUACUACCACUCGACCCAAACCGAAGCCGGCAUACGGUAAAUUCGCGAGACCCGAGACGUCCUUGGAUCCCGCCGAGGAGAAUGUUGCACAAACACUGAUCGGGGGGCGGCGUGAAGCCAGGGAGAACGCUGGCAGUAGUCGUAAGGGCGGUGUGCUGAAACCGACAAAACCUAAGUCUGGCGGUGGCAAGUCCACUCACGGUACUGCCAAACCGAAGGCACUGCCGGUGAGUGGGAAGGACAAGGGUAAGGCCCGAGCAACAGGCAAGGAUGACUCGGUCGAGAGCGAGCAUGACCCCAAAUCAGACGAAGACAGCGAUGGCGGAGGCAGCGAUGAUGCUUAUGACGAUGACGCAGGCGACGAUGGGAGUCAGGUCGAGGAUGAGGACGACGUCGACGAUGUAGGGCCUGAGUCUCAAGAGUCGGAGGACGGAGACGAUGAGGGCGAGGACGAGGGCGAUGUGGUAGUCGUGUCUGAGACGAGGGCGCAAAGCAAGCCGGCUCUCGCCAAGUCGACGGGCAGUGGUCGAGACAGCAGCAGUCGCGCCAGGGUCGCCGACUUACCAGCCAAAGUCAGGACUCUCGUCUCGGCCGCGCAAAAUUGUCUGCGACUACGCAUUGCGCUCAACUCGGCGUGGACGAAGGAGGCUUCAGUCGCGUCCAAGCGGCUGCCAAGGAGGGAUAUACUAAUCCGUGACAGUGUUCGCGACGCUUAUGACAGACGAGGGACUGGCAACCAUGCUGCCGACAUCAAGGCCGCGUUUUGGCUGCUGGCCGACAAGAAGGACGACAAGAAGAAAGACAAGAAGGAAGCGGAUCACACCCAGAAAGACAAGAAGAAAGCGAAUGGCGAUGCGAGCUCGGAUGGUGACGAGGACUCGGAACGAGCCGCUUUGAGAGCGAAGGCCUACUCCGUGGUCUGGACUUGCUCAUCACAGACUCGGAACGAGCUCAAGAGGAAGGCGAAGCAAGUGAUAGAGCAGACCUUCAAGCUUGGCAGCCUGACAGUUCCUCAAAGGACCGAGGUCGUCGUUUGGCUUCUCGAGACGCACCCAACGGAAGUGAAUGACGGUUCCGGGACACGCAACAUCGCGAACUUCGUCUUCGGGGGCGUAGAGUUCCACUUCGAUCGCAAGAAAAAGCUGGAUCGAGAGCUUACCAAGGUCGAGCCCACGGAGCCAUUCCGAAACGAAUGCAUCCCUGAGCUCAUCUACCAGUACUACGGCCUGGCAGGACGCGGCGAUGCGAACAUCAAUGCGGCCCUGGAUGAGUUCAGCAAGAUGCCCUUCAACCUCAUCGCCCUCGCAUGCAACGCGAUCGAGGCAGCACUGAUGGAGGUAACGUCGCACAACCAGUCCAUAUUUUUCUCCGGCAAGCUUUUCGCGGCCAAGUGGGAUGGCACGAUGGCCAUCCUAGAGACUCUGGAAGACAGUGCCAGCGAGUACCUCGAAGAGACGCGAGAGCUCAUAUGGAAGCACAUCAGCAAUCGUCUCAACGCUGGCCCCAACGCGCUCGAGGGAGUGACGGACAGCGAUGAGCAGCCGGGCAGCUUCAUCCCUUUGCUCCAGUUGCGUGCAUCAAAGGCGCAGAGCAGCAGCGACAAGCCCGGCACAUCGAAGGCUGCGACCAAGCCGCCGUCGAGCACCGCGAAGAAGGGCAAUAAAUCCACCACAUCAUCGAAGACCGCGGGCAAGCCGUCCGGCUCAUCGAAAAGCGCGAAGACACCGAAUUCUUCGCAGGCUGCGAAGAAUCCACCCAGUCCAUCGAGGAAGACUCGCGGUGCAGGCGCGUCGACUUCGAAGUCACAGAACCACCAACGGCGCGACUCUGACGGCAGCGAGGGCGGUGAAGCGGGUGGACAGGGCCACAGUGAGGACGAAGGGGGCGCCGGACUCUCUGGCGAAGGCGGUGAAGGGGUUCAGACUGAGAUCGAUGAACUCCGCGGGUCUGGAGAAGACCGUGGCAGUGGAGCAUCCACGAACGGCGGGGCCUGA
This is a messenger RNA of Fomitopsis serialis, 5361 nucleotides long. RefSeq lists its product as uncharacterized. The record is from RefSeq and is a predicted model, not a curated record. NCBI's taxonomy places the organism in Eukaryota, Fungi, Basidiomycota, Agaricomycetes, Polyporales, Fomitopsidaceae. The transcript is spliced from 32 exons. Bases 1 to 5361 code for a protein of 1786 amino acids.